Postia placenta MAD-698-R-SB12 is the source of this 1300-nucleotide messenger RNA. RefSeq lists its product as hypothetical. Gene Ontology annotation, biological process: mitotic DNA damage checkpoint signaling; protein phosphorylation. Bases 1 to 1125 code for a protein of 374 amino acids. Lineage: Eukaryota; Fungi; Basidiomycota; Agaricomycetes; Polyporales; Adustoporiaceae. The transcript has 5 exons. Gene Ontology annotation, molecular function: ATP binding; protein serine/threonine kinase activity. The record is from RefSeq and is a predicted model, not a curated record. Gene Ontology annotation, cellular component: cytoplasm; nucleus.
AUGGCAGACGAGCCUGCCAGCGAGGAUUUGCCUAAAACAACAACAACUCGUUCCCCGGGUGGGCUUGCUGAUGCAGAAUACUAUUGGAGAGAUCAUCAGCAGUGGCUAGAACAAUGCGGCUACUUGCUUCGUCCUCGAUACAAGCCUGAGUGGGUGCCGUCCUGGCGGGGCACCAAGAAGCAUUUUCGCGACUGUGAGGAUGGUCUCGUACUGGAGCAUCCGACCAUUAUAGACGCAACGAGAGUCUCCGAUGGUGCACUAGUAUCUCUGAAGAAGAUUUCUACUUCUGUCCAUCCUUACGAAGUAGAAAUUGGGCAAUACCUGUGCUCCGAAGAGCUAAUAGCAGAUCCAAACAACCACUGCAUACCGCUUUACGACGUCCUCCAAGACCCAGAUGAGGAAAACGUGACUAUCGUGGUAAUGCCUUUGCUCAGGGAAUGUGACGAUCCCGAAUUUAAGACUGUUGGCGAAGUCGUCGAGUUCAUUCAACAACUUAUUACCGGACUGAAAUUCAUGCAUGCCUACCAUGUCGCUCAUCGGGAUAUCAUGCUACCGAACGUCAUGUUAGAUCCCAAGCCAAUGUUUCCGGAUAUGUAUCAUCCCCGCAGGCGUAACAGGAGACUAGAUUUCAAGGGCACAGUUAAGCAUUACUCCCGCACAGAGCGCCCGACGAAGUAUUAUUACGUCGAUUUUGGUCUGUCGCGCAAAUACAACCCCGAAGACGGUUCACCCCGCGAACUGCCCAUCUUGGGCGGGGACAAAAGCGUGCCGGAAUUUCAAGGUGAAGGAUACGACAUAGCUGUAGACCCGUUCCCAACAGACAUAUACUAUCUCGGAAAUCUCGUACGAAUGGCAUUUCUGCAGCAAUAUGAUAACUUCCAGUUCCUGCAUGCACUCGUCACAGACAUGGUCCAAGAUGAUCCGCAGAAACGCCCGUCUAUUGAAGUUGUCGCCUCUCGAUUUACAGAGGCCACAUCUAAGCUAUCCGCUCGGACUCUCCGUGGUCGUCUCAGAGAGCGGGGAGAAUCAGUCAUUAUCCGCUUUUUCCGAGGUCUCGAGCACGUUUUUCGGACGGCGAAGUACGUCGUGAAGCGAUUACCUCCAGUUCCUACCCCUCCCGCAUAGGCCUCACACCUACUUGUUUUUGGAUUGCACCUAUACCCUAUUGCUUUCGUACUUAUACUCAGUGUUUUCGACAUUCUAUACAUGCUUCUGCCGCUGUUGCUCGUUUGAUGUUCUUGUGCUUGCUUCAUAUCGAGCCAUCAUUUCGCGUGGGCACAAGAAUGAAAUUAGGUCGCUU